Molecule: messenger RNA, 687 nt
Organism: Pteronotus mesoamericanus
Lineage: Eukaryota; Metazoa; Chordata; Mammalia; Chiroptera; Mormoopidae
Product: lysozyme-like protein 1
Exons: 5
Coding region: 1-687 (228 amino acids)
Biological process (GO): fusion of sperm to egg plasma membrane involved in single fertilization
Cellular component (GO): acrosomal vesicle; sperm flagellum
Molecular function (GO): lysozyme activity
Source: RefSeq, a predicted model, not a curated record
AUGAAAGCCGCUGGCAUCUUGGCCCUGAUUGGCUGUCUGGCCACAGUUGCUGAGCCCAGAAUCUACUCUCGCUGUAAACUGGCAAAAAUAUUUUUGAUGGCUGGCCUGGACAAUUUCGAGGGCUUUAGCCUUGAAAAUUGGAUCUGCAUGGCAUACUAUGAGAGCCACUACAACACCACGGCUCAGAAUGUGCUGAAGGACGGAAGCAUCGACUAUGGCAUUUUUCAGAUAAACAGUUACACGUGGUGCAGACGUGCGGAGCUAGAAGAGAUUAACUACUGUCAUGUUGCCUGCUCAGCCUUGCUCACUGACGACCUGACAGAUGCGAUUAUCUGUGCCAAGAAAAUUGCUCAUGAGACAAAAGGGAUGAACUAUUGGCAAGGCUGGAAGAAACACUGUGAGGGCAGGUCUCUGUCUAAGUGGAAAAAAGGAUGUGACGUUCCGUUCUGCCGCAGUGCCUCCAGGCAGAGGGCGCGCUUCUCCCUGGAGCUUCAAGCUGCCAGCAGUUCUAAACAUGCAAUGGUGCCUGGGGGUGGGAAGUCACACAACUGCCUUGCAAAGGAGCCAUGUGGCCUGGGGGAGCUUAGGAGCAAGGAGGAACCUUUCUGUAGCAGAGGCAUUUGGACCACAGUCGGCUUCCUUUGGGGAUUCAAGGCAGCAACUCAGCUCUGUGACUUGGACAGGUGA